GUCCUUGACCCCGGCGUCUUUUCCCACGAACCCGAGGGUCCUGCCCCCGCCGAUCCCGGAGCGUGCUUUCCCGCGAGGUCCCGGAUGCCUGGAAACCAGAGGGACUUGUGCGAUUGAGGUUUGAAGACACCGUCUUGCAGUGAAACGGAAAUCACUUUCAACUGGGCCUAUGGCAGAAUUUCGAGGUCGUCCCUGGACUGAAUCUGGGGCCUUUAGGUUGCCUGAUCCUUCUGCCCGGGGAGAGCAGGACUGGGAGUGGAUUUUCACUUCAAAGAGCAGGGAGGAGGUGAAGCAGACUCAAAAGCAUAAGACAAAAGAUUUGUCUUCUAAGGAUAAGAACUGGUCCCCAGAGGGGAAGAGGAAGCCCACAAUACUGGAGCCGGUGACAUUCGAGGACGUCACCGUGGUCUUCACGGAGGCCGAAUGGAAGAGGCUGAGCUCUGAGCAGAAGAGCCUCUACAGAGAAGUCAUGCUGGAGGUGUACAGGGAUCUGCUUUCCUUGGCAGAUCCAAAGCCAGCCAUCUAUCCUGAUCCCUCCAGCCUUCUGCCUCUCUUUGGUCAGCCGUUCCUCAGCCAACACGUGCUUCAGAUCGUCCCAGGCUUCUGUGCAGAAAAUUACUUCCAUCCAGGGGGGUGCAGCCCAGGGCAACAGAAGCAGCCGGAGCAGCAGGAGUCUCCUCAGAGCUGCAGGAGUGAGAACACAGAAAAUCGGGAGAGAGAAGACGUCUCCACACACUUGUGGGAGAGGACAGAGGAGAGAGAGACUUCAAAGAGAUUCUCCAGCCCACUCCAGAGACCCUCACCAAGCCCCAGAGAAGGCAGCACAGUGGUAGGAAUAGGGCCCAACUCAGUCCAAAAGGUAAGCUCUGUGGAAACAGACAAGGGGUUGAAGGAAUUAGAGACCUCGAGAUUUGGAGCAGUCAGCUCUAGAGAGGAUGGGCCAGACUGUGGUCCUAAGUCACACUUCAUCACAAAUCAGAGGGCCCUCUUACAGGAGACCCCCUAUGUUUGCAGGGAGUGUGGGAGAGGCUUUAACCAGAAAUCCCUUCUCUUUAUGCACCAGAGAAUACACUCUGGGGAGAAGCCUUACAUACACAUGGAGGGUGGGCAAGGCCUGAGCCAGAAGUCAGGCCUCAUCAGACAUCAGAAGACACACUCCGAUAAGAGACCUUAUGUCCCCAGUGAGUACGGCCAAGGCUUUAACUGGAAAUCAGUCCUCAUUAUGCACCAAAGGACACACCCGGGGGGGAAAGCCCAUGUGUGCAAGGAGUGUGGGCGAGGCUUUGACCGAAAAUCCAAUCUCAUCAGACACCAGAGGACACAUUCGGGGGAGAGACCCUACAUGUGCCUGGAGUGUGGCCGAAGCUUUAGCCAGAAGUCAGGCCUUCUGCUCCACUUGGGGACACACUCCGGGGAGAAGCCACACGUGUGCAAGCAGUGCGGGCGGGGCUUCAGUUAUAAGCAGAGCCUCAUUCGACAUCAGUGGACUCACUCAGGGGAGAAGCCCUAUGUCUGCAGCGAGUGUGGCCGAGGCUUUGGGGAUAAAUCCUCCUUCGUCAGACACCAGAGGACACAUUCAGGGGAGAAGCCACAUGAGUGCCAGGAAUGUGGCCGGGGCUUUAGCCAAAAGUCAAACCUCAUCACACACCAGAGGACACACGCCCUUGGGAAACCCUGUGUGUUUCUGAAGUGCAGCCAAGGCUUUAGUCAGAAGCCAGGCCUUCUGUUCCACCAAGAAGCACACUCAGAGUUGACUACCUGUGUUUGCAGUGAGUGCGGCCAAGGCUUCCCCCAGAAGUCAGACCUCGCCCGACACCAGAGGAUACACUCCGGUGAGAAAGCUUACGUGUGCCUGGAGUGUGGGGAAGGCUUUAGCCAGAAGUCAGGCCUCCUCCUCCACCUGGGGACACACACAGAAGCCACACGUGCAGGCAGAGUGGGUGAGGCAUUCGCGCUAAACAAAGUCUCCUUGGAAAUCAGCAGGCUCCCUCAGGAGAAGCUAGGUUUCCAGUGAGUGUGGUGAGAGCUCUCGAGAGAGAUCAGACCGCAUCAGACAUCAGAAGAUAGACUCAGAUGAGAAAUGGUGUAUUGACAGUUAAGUGUGGCUGAUGGUCUAACUGUAAAUCACACUUUCUCAUACACCAGAGGACACCUCAUAGAAACUCUGUGUGUUAGGCUGGGUUCUCCAGAGAAGCAAUACCAAUGGCACUUAGGUGUGUAAAUAAAGACAUUCAUCCAAGAAAAUGGCUCACACCAUUGUAGAGACAGGUAAGUCGAGCCCAGGUUGAGUCCAUGGGUCAAAAGUCAAUCUGGAGGCUUUUCCUAACUUAUGUACCUGCUGAUGCUCCAAAACCCGAAAGAAAGAAGGUUGCAGGCUGGCAGAGGCAGAGGCAAAUGGAUCCCAGGUCAGCAAGUCAGGUUUGUGACUGCAGGGCCAAAUGAAUCCAAGGUUGGUCGGCCAUAUGGUAGGCUGCUGUUGGUUCAAGUCCAAAGAGCCGGAGGUCGAUGAAACAGAUGCAGGAGCCAGCAAGAAGCUAGCUUCCCCCUAGUGUCGACUUAUAUGGGAGUAAGCCACACCCUGUGAAACUCCCUUCCAAUUGUGUCAGGGUUGCGACCUAAUCAGGGGAUCGCGAUCACCCUGAUCUUCCCACAACUGCUUGGUGGCUCACUUCAGAGCCCAUCAGAGACUUGAAUAUAUCAGAUCAGUCUGGGGCAGGCCUCGAAUGUCAAAUGGCAGAAAAGCCUGCUCCAGUGCAUUUGACACAAAACCGGACCAUCACACGCAUUCUGGCUUUCAAGAAGGGUGAGCACGUAUUUGGAGAAAAGGCACGCUUCAUUAUACAUCAGAGAAUGACUUAAUUUGGGGGAGGAAAAGCAGUAUGUGGACAGGGAAGUUGCACUUCCUCUUACUCCGGAAGACACACUCAGGGCAGAAUCUAUGGAGGGAGCUUUCUUUCAGCGACCCCCAUCAACUGACUUUGGGAGGACAGAAUUUUGCCGUCACGUACAUUGCUUCACCCACCUCUGAGGGAGUUUCAGAAGUCUCCAGACUGCCUACGCUCCGAAUGAGGGUGAAGGUGUCAAUAGUAACCAAAUAGACUAGAAGAGUAGAACAGUUUACUUCGCGAUCUAAGGAUGGUUUGGCUUGUUUUGUUAUACACCAGUUCUUCCCCAUGUUUUCUUUGUCCCUUUGCUGUAGUAAAAUCUUUCUCUAAUAAACCAGAAUUCAGGCU
This is a messenger RNA of Echinops telfairi (small Madagascar hedgehog), 3233 nucleotides long. RefSeq names its product zinc finger protein 343-like. Gene Ontology annotation, molecular function: DNA-binding transcription repressor activity, RNA polymerase II-specific. Bases 170 to 2014 code for a protein of 614 amino acids. NCBI's taxonomy places the organism in Eukaryota, Metazoa, Chordata, Mammalia, Afrosoricida, Tenrecidae. The transcript has 5 exons. The record is from RefSeq and is a predicted model, not a curated record. Gene Ontology annotation, biological process: negative regulation of transcription by RNA polymerase II.